AUGCAUGCUUUAAAGAAACAAACUAAUAUAGGUGCUCUUUUAUUACAGUGGUUUUUAAUAGGCUUUAUUCUACUAAUGCAUACAGUACAUGGAAAAUUUACUGAAGAUGAAAUAAAUAGGAUAUUAAAGACGGAAAUAGAUAGAAUUAAAGAGAAAACUAUAGUAGUAAAUCCAAAUGGGCCACUGAGUCCGCAGAAACUGUGUGCAUACAAAAAAAAUGGAUAUAUACACAACAAACGUUUCUUUGCCCCAGAGAUAAACACAUACUUUAGUCUUAUAGAUAAUAACAGUGGUAUCUGCUAUAUACGAGAUCCAACUAGGGAUAAAGUAUAUACAAAAGAAAAAAACGGGAAAAAAGUGUCCAAGUACAUUAUAGAAUAUCAUAAGAAACUCAUAGAAAUGUUUCCCUCUCCUAAGCAAAAAAUAAGUAUUUUCCCUGCAGAAGAAUGUACAGAUUCAUUUACUCUAUUUCUGAAUAGCCCUCCUGUAAAAGAGCAUGCUUAUAUGAUUCUCGCAUCAUUACUACUACAGGCAGAGGGAAUAAAUGUUCCUCUCUCACUUAAUGGAGCUAAUGGUAACGGCCAGACACUUGUACUGAGUGCUGCAGACAGAAACACUGUUGUUUUCUCUCUUAAAAUGAAUAUUUCUUUUUCUUUUACAUUGGGCAGCGGUAGUUCUAAGUCAGAAGAAACUAAGGAUGUUUAUCAAGAAUCAGCAGCCGGCAUUAUUAGGUUCUUCAAAAACUGCACAGAUAAUUCAAGAAUACAGAAGGGAGGGGUAUGUGAAGAAUCAACAUUAGCAGAUGAGUUUCAAAAUGGACUGUUUAUGAACAGGGCGCUGUUUCUUAUUUCCUCGUAUAUAUUUGAGUAUAUAAACGAUGAAAAGGGAAUGAGCAGCUUUAUUCAGAGAGUAUACGAAUUGGCAUGCAGUCAAUACUAUAAUGUAAAAAAAUUAAAAGAUUCUAUAAAAGCAGGAAAAAUCGAAGCUUUUUUUGAUAGAUAUUUUGUAUUCAAAGAAAAUCAUUUAAAUUCAGAAUAUUCCUCGCAGAGAGAAAAAAAGAGCUCAGAUCUGAUGAUUGAAAUACAAGACAGCAAUGAAUUGCCUCUUAUUAUGAUUUUAUUUUUAAAAUCUAAUUAUGUUAUAGAAAAAGGCAGUAGAAAUAACACUGUUUUUGGCAAAUUAAGUACUGUACCAAUUUGGAGCGAAUACUUCUAUAAAAAUCAUUCUGGUCACAAUGUUGAAAACAAAAAAAGUAGAGUGCAGAACAUUAUUGACAAUAUACUAGUGGAUAAGAAUAAAAUAGAUCCUGAAGUAUUGAGAAACUGGAAUCAAAAGAUUAAAACUUUAGAUAGCUCAAAUAGAAAUAGAAAAGAAUUCAAAAGCCCAUAUUGCAUUAUAGAUGUUUUAAGAUUUAUUUCUUAUGCAGAAGGCCAUCCAAACCAAUAUAGGCUAGCUAUAGAUGGUAUUAAAAAUAUAAUGACGAAUAAUGGCAAUCCCAAUAAGGCAAUAAAAACAUUACAGAGAGCCAUAGCAAAUUUAUUUACAGUUAUAGAUGCUGGAAAUAGACAAGGUGGCCUGAUUGUAAAAAACCAGUCAACGGAUAAUACUGUAGAGGUAGAGUUGAUAAAUACAGAAAUAGUUUGGGAUCACUCUAAUAUUAAAGUAUUUGGUGAACUAAAGGUCUUUUACCGAUACAAUGAUGAAAAAGAAGGAAUAUCAAUCGAGGUUUACCGCGGAGUCCCAGUAAAAGUUUCUCUCAUUUCUCCCAUAAAAAAAGUUAUUGGCGCAGCGCAGAGUGACUCGUUAAAAUACAACAGUGAGGGGUCUCCACCACAAAAUGAUAUCAUCAGAGAAAGCAUGCAAGCAAUACAGACAGGAGAGUUAUCUUUCGCACAGAACAGCCAUGAACAGCUGGCAAUAACAGACAAAGAUCUGAUUAGGAUGGAAAAAACUGGGUUUAGGUAUUUAAAUAGACUGUUCCUUCAUGGAAUCAUCGAUGGAAAAGACUGUAAAGCAAAGUUGGUCAGCCUUCUUGUUGGGUAUAUGCAUGAUGUAGAAAAAGAGCGUGCUCCAGGAGAUGCAGUGACGCGCUUUUUACACAAUAUACUGGGAAGCGAGCAGUUUGAUGAUGAAAAUAUGCAGAAGAUACUUUCUACUAGUAUAGCAUAUAAGAUGGUUUCAGAUUUUAACUGCUCUGAUAUGCUAGUCUAUAAAGAUGAGUAUAAAAACAGUUUGUUUACAUUUAUACUGAACGAAAAAGUUCUAAUGCUUAGAUAUCUAAUAUACAAUGGAACGUGUUCUGAUAUUUUGAACUGGAUGGCUCUCUAUGUACAAAUACGCAGGCUAGCAAGCAGGCGCCGUCUGGAUAUAAUAUUUAAGAAGCUUCCCUCUGAAGAUAUAGUCUGGCUGGUCAAGCGCUUGUCAUCAGACGGGCGCGUUAAAACCAGCAUUAUAAGUCUAAUAUGCAUUUUGAAAAAAGGAGAUAAUGAGUCUACUGAUACAUCGAUUUUAAAUCAUCAUAAUAGUAAUUUUAUAUCAAUUCUUAUUGGUGCUGCAUGCCAGAGAGAAAAUUUAAUGCCUUUAGUUCCAUCCAUGUUGUUAGAACUUGAUCUUGAAAAUGAAUUUAUAGGUUAUACAGAGAUGCACACCAGUAGAUACUAUGAAAACGCCAUUUGUAAACUGGAAUCGAUAAAAUACAUGAAAAAAGAAGAGAGAUUUGUAAAUAAUCAAAGCAAAUUAAUCAAAAAUUAUAAAGAAAGCCUAGAACGGUGCAUUGAAAGUGAGAAAAACCACAUAUAUAAGCGGGCUGAUGCUAUGUAUACAAAAGUAAUAGAGAAAUGGAAAAAAUUAUGGGUUUAUGAAUGUACUGAGUGA
Molecule: messenger RNA, 2874 nt
Organism: Nematocida ausubeli
Lineage: Eukaryota; Fungi; Microsporidia
Exons: 1
Coding region: 1-2874 (957 amino acids)
Source: RefSeq, a predicted model, not a curated record